AUAGUGUAAUAUCAGAGCUUAAACUAGACCCCCUCCUGCCAUCUUCUAUUAAGACACAUAUGUAUGUGUAACUACAGAAACCUACGUUAAUUAAAUGCCCUUCAAACUCAAUAUCGAUUUUUUUUUACAUUAAAGCUAGGACAUAUUAACCUGAAAACUUUGCAGAGAAUUAAAUCACUUCUCUCACUCUCAGACUCAGGUUGGAAGGUGGAGGUAAGUGGUUGCUGUCAAAGCCUGAGUGGAAAUGGGAAACUAUAAAUGCAAAGUAGACAAGUGAAAAGUUUAAUUCCUGCAGCAGUCGCAGCUUAAGUUGCACUGCUUAACUAUUACUCGAAAGGGGGGCAGAGGUUCACUUUGAAAAAAAAAAAAAUGACUUAAGUGAAAGAAAACUAAAUGCCGUGUUUUUGCUUAUACUGGUUAAGCCUUGUGUUUUCCUUCACUCAUAAAUAUGUAAAACCUUUUGUUUUGUUUUCCCCCCACUUUUCUCCUUCCCCUAAGAGCACUUCAUGUUCUGCAAAAUGAAAUUGGACAAAAAAAAAGGUCCACUACAUGAAUAAGUCAAAAGAGUGACUGUGCUUAUGAGUCGUGAUUAAAAACAACACCACAAUCGACUACAGUACAGUAGCUACUGAAAAUGUAUACUGUAGCUUUGCCAGGACGUUAGAUCUAGUCCUACAUUCUUGCCCCAAUUACAGCACAAAACAAAUAGCUGGCCUAGCAUGAGAGCAGCAAGAGAAAAUGUUGAACUGGUUUCAUGCUACACACAUUCAUAUGUUAAUAGGUUAACUGCAUGCCAUGAAUGUUUUCUGUCAUUUCUAGGCCUUCUCGCUGCAGCUUGGAGUACCUGUAGUGCAACAUGACCUCGACUGGACUGGAAAACACCUGAAUAAUUAACCUGUAGAAACCGGUUGCUAAGGAAGCAGGAGUGGCCCGUUAGCUCGUUUUAAGUAAUGACUACUAAUUUACAGUAAAGGCCAACAUGGGAGUGGUUUACUGAAUUAAAACUGUGCAGAAGUUAGUCAAUAUGAAACCCAGAGCAGAUUCACCGUUUUAUCUUCGGCGCAAAUGAUUCAGUUUCAGUUGUCCCCUCCUCCUCCUCCUCCUCUUUACUCUGUUACUCUGUGUGUACAUUAAGUGCUGUUUCCAGACCCAUUUUUCUCAACUGAACUGUGACUAAUAAAGGAUGAUGUGCGGACAGAGGGAAGAAAAGAAGCGGGAGGGGGGGUGUUGAGAGGAGAGUAGGGUGGCUUUAGGGGAAAGAGUACCAAGUACAGACUGGAACAGUGACUCGGUUUAAAGAGAAGACGACACAACUAGAAAGGCCGGUGGUGGCAGGUACCUGAGACUGGGAAGAUGUUAUGGUGGCUAGAGUGGGCAUGCCCACCACCUUGGUCUGUACUGAUACAACCAUGAGGGGCAGCGUGGCCAUUAACUGGAGGGUAAAGUCACUUGGUGCGGACGAAUGGAAACUGGUUCUUUUAGCUGACAAAAGGAUGAAUCUCUCUGGUGGUGCCUCGCAGGCAUCCAUGCGAUUGACUGACUCUAACUUUCAAGACACUGGGGUGUUCUCUCUGAUUUUUCAUCCCAAAAUGGAGGAUGGCGGUCUUUACUCAUGCUUGAUAAAACAACAAGAGAGAAAAGUGAAAGAGAAGAUUAUCCUCUUAGCUAUGCUUACAGUCACUGUCAAUCCUGCUCCAACUGUUCUUCAGAGCAGCACCCUGCGUCUGAUUGCUAAAGUUAAUCCUGACUCUGCCAUCGCCAAAAUCACCUGGGAAGCACCGGAUGGCAUUUCCAUGAGGAUUGAGAAAAUGCCAAACAUUGGCACGGUGGCUAAACUGCCGCAGAUCCAGAGGAGCGACAGUGGGGUCUACAUCUGUACAGUUUACCCUGGAGGGAAAAGCAGCAGGGCUCAUUUCGCCUUCAAUGUGAACGUGACCGUUGAUGCUUUCCCUCCCUCCUCCGCUGACAAAAGGACCUUAUUCAACAACGUAACACAUGGCCCCAUCAUCUCCACCGCCGCUCAGGUUCAGACAUCCUUCUCUCUGACCUGUCCUGGUGAACGGGGGGACUUUGUCCGGCUACACUGGCAACCAGAUACCAGGAGGAGGAACAGCAUGAAGCUUGUGCACCAGUAUGAUCGCUGGAGGGGUUCCAUCUUGUCGCAAAGCAAGACACUCCAGCUCGCUGGCCCACCCUACAACGCAGAGGCUGGGAGCUUCUCCUUUCUGCUCAGGCCUGCAUCGAUCACAGAUGGCGGCCUCUACAUCUGUGAUGUGUACCUCGAUGACAAAGCCUUCAGCCAGAGGACCCGGCUCAGCGUGCUGAAAGUUAAAACCAAAGAGUCAUCUUCAAAGCUGGAGUUGGAUUGCCUUUACUCAGUGCCGUCCCAGGUCAGCAAUGCCUUUUGGAAAUACCACAAUCGUAAGCAGAACAUGUCGAGCAAGGGCCCUGGCAGUGUCACCACCACUGUGCCCUUACCCAUCACCUCUGACACAGCUGGGAACUACACCUGCACCCUAACGCUGAAAAAUGGGCAGACCAUCGUGGCAACACAUGCUGUUACACUGCCCCCUGAGGAUGGGUGGAAUGGGAAUUUCACCACCACCUCCCUGCUCCCUUUUCUCUCUGCUUUAUUACUCCUGGUGCCCCUGGUUGCUGCGCCUGUUGGUGUGUUGCUAUGGAGACAGAAACACAUUUCUCAUCGUGGUAUUGAACAGUCUCUGUCUGUCCACUCGGGUGAAGCAGAGAACAUCUAUGAGAAUCCUGAGGAUAUCAAACAGGCUCCUCCCCAGGGCGCAGUCUACAUGAUACGAGCAGUGUCAGAGCUGAUCACCUACCCACAUCUCAUCCUCAUCCAGCUGUCACAUCCACUCAGUUCCCAUCUGCAGCAGGAGGGUUUUUAUAAACAAAAGUAACAGUGUUGGGAUGUAAAGAAAAACUUCAGUGCUCUAGGGAAAUGCUUCUCAAUUGUUUAAAUGUGUUUUGUACUCUAAGCCAUUGCUCUUCAUAAGUUCUUUAAUACUUCUUUGCUUAUUGUUAUGUUUUGAGGCUGCACAUGGAGAAGAAGGGGAAGGAUUUUCUCAUAAAGCUCUGAAAGUUGUUCCAAAUGUAUGAAGUUCUUAUAUUCUAUUGUCUCAUUCACUGGUUUCCUUGAUACUUAACAGCAAGUGUAGUUUUCUUCUAUGCAUAGUAGUAUUCAAGCAGUGUUGGAGGAAGUAUUCAGAGCUUUACCAGUUGUAAUACCAAGCUAUAAAAAUACUUCAGUAUGAGUAAAAGUCAUGCAUUCAAAAUCCUGUAAAAAGUAAAAGAAGAUAAGUAAACACAAUGUUUUCAAAAGUAAAAUUAUUCGUUAUGCAAAAGAUAAAAUUAAAAAAAUGAUUAUUUGA
This is a messenger RNA of Lates calcarifer (barramundi perch), 3386 nucleotides long. RefSeq names its product g6f-like (gene g6fl). Gene Ontology annotation, molecular function: protein tyrosine kinase binding; MHC class II protein binding. The transcript is spliced from 10 exons. The record is from RefSeq and is a predicted model, not a curated record. Gene Ontology annotation, biological process: T cell activation; interleukin-15-mediated signaling pathway; positive regulation of ERK1 and ERK2 cascade. Gene Ontology annotation, cellular component: external side of plasma membrane; membrane raft. NCBI's taxonomy places the organism in Eukaryota, Metazoa, Chordata, Actinopteri, Centropomidae. Bases 1359 to 2915 code for a protein of 518 amino acids.